This is a messenger RNA of Medicago truncatula (barrel medic), 2838 nucleotides long. RefSeq names its product phospholipase A1 PLIP1, chloroplastic. The coding region runs from base 562 to 2649 and encodes 695 amino acids. The record is from RefSeq and is a predicted model, not a curated record. Gene Ontology annotation, biological process: lipid metabolic process. Lineage: Eukaryota; Viridiplantae; Streptophyta; Magnoliopsida; Fabales; Fabaceae. The transcript has 7 exons. Gene Ontology annotation, molecular function: glycerophospholipid phospholipase A1 activity.
AGGUGUUCCAACUUUGAAGUUUGUAAUUCAUUUAACAAUUGUGUUUUUUAGUUCUCCAACUUCUAUGCUCUCCCCACACUAUUUAAUGCAAACACACAGACACAGGAAUCAGACGCAGAGAGAGCGAGGUUUCGCUGUGUGUGUGGUCACUUGCAUUUCAUUAUUUUAUUAGUAGUCAUUUUGCAUCUGAAUCUCAUCUCAGUAUACCAAUUGUCACACUAUAUAUAAAUAAAAAAGGAGAGAGACACAAACAAGAUUCUCCAAUAUACACACCAUUGGUUAAAACCUUAGACACCAUUGUCGGAGCUUGAUCAUAUUGUUAUUUCAUCUGAGCAUGUUCUGUUCUUUUGGGGAGAUACUUACUUCUGUUCUUUUACAUUCAUUCAUUUCUUGCCUCCUUCUCAGUCUCAUCAGGAUGUACCUGGAUGUAACUUUUCUCUCACCAAAUAGAAAAGUUUGACUCUUGUUGCACUAAUAUGAGAAAAACUAGAACUUUAAUACUUUUUAUCGGAAAUCCAAUAUAGUGGAGUAUCUUGCUGACUUGCACAACAAUCAAAAGCUAUGGCCUACACAGCAGUUGGCAUACCUACCUCUCCAACAACGUCUUCAACUAAGGACAUUACAAAAGAACGUUAUGGUCUUCGCCGCUCGCGCUCCAGCAUAGACCUAUGUAGACGUUCCAUUAUGCAGAGGUCUUAUUCUGACAGCUAUCUAUGUUGCUCCUUCAACCGUAUACAAGCCACAUCUGUGCAACCAAAACUUAAGGACAACGGGUCAAUGGGAACUUCUCCAUUUCAAUUUUCAGGUUCCAUUCUCCCAAAUUCUUUGCGCUCUUUCUUAUUUGACCAACAAAACGGCAAGGAUAUGAAUAAAAGGGAGAAGGAUGUAAAUAUUGAGGAAAACAUGGUGGAAACUAGUAAUGAAGAGAGAGUAAAUAGAGCUAAUUGGAUAGAGAGGCUUGUGGAAAUUAAGAAACAUUGGAGAAACAGGUUACCGAAAGAAAGCGUUGAUAUGGACGUGAUGUGCGACGAUUAUACAUCUGGUGAAUGUGAUUGUGACGAUGACAGUGUUUGUAUAGCGGAUUAUGACGAUGAAGAAGAAGGUGGGCAAGAAGUGACACAUGAUCGCGAUUCGUUCUCAAAAUUUCUUGUACAAGUGUCAUUGUCUGAUACCAAACUUUACUCUCAGCUAGCUUUCCUGUGCAACAUGGCUUACGUAAUACCCCAAAUCAAGGCUCAGGAGUUGAGGAGAUACUAUAGCCUUCAGUUUAUAACAUCUUCUUUAGAGAAGAAAGCUGCAGUGGCAAAGUUAAAAGCAAAACUUACUCAGGACUCACCAAAUUCACCUAUAGAUGACCUAGUAGUCUCUCAAAACAGCUUAGAGGAAGGAAAAGAUAAGGAACAGAAUCCUCAAAUUCGACUAGCUUAUGACAUUGCUGCCUCAGCUGCCUCCUAUGUUCAAUUGCGAGCUAAGAACCUUUUGACCCUUGCUGCUAAGUCACAACAGAGUAAAAAUGAAGAUUCUAGUGGAAGAAAGGAUUCUCCGGAACAGGAAGCAGAAGGCACUUCACGUGAUUAUAAAUCAGAGGUUGCAGCUUAUAUGGUGGCGUCAACCGUGACUUCUGUGGUUGCAUCUGGAGAGAGGGAAAGGCAGGAAGCAGCGACAAGCCUUCAGUCACUUCAUUCCUCACCUUGUGAAUGGUUUGUUUGUGAUGAUUUCAGUAAUUACACUCGAUGCUUUGUAAUUCAGGGUUCAGACUCCUUAGCAUCUUGGCAAGCAAACCUCUUCUUUGAGCCUACUAAAUUUGAGAACACAGACGUACUUGUUCAUAGAGGAAUUUAUGAAGCUGCAAAAGGAAUAUAUGAACAAUUCAUGCCAGAAAUAAUGGACCAUUUGAAAAGACAUGGGGAUCGCGCGAAGCUUCAAUUCACUGGACAUUCCCUUGGCGGCAGUCUCUCUCUUUUGGUUCAUUUGAUGCUAUUGACUAGGAAAGUUGUCAGCCCCUCAACUCUUAAACCAGUAGUGACUUUUGGUUCACCAUUUGUAUUCUGCGGAGGCCAAAAAUUAAUCGAUGAACUAGGCGUGGAUGAAAACCAAAUCCACUGUGUAAUGAUGCAUAGAGAUAUUGUUCCCAGGGCCUUCUCCUGUAAUUAUCCUGACCAUGUAGCUGUUAUCCUUAAGCGUUUAAACCGCACUUUUCGGUCACAUCCUUGCUUGACAAAAAAUAAGCUAUUGUACACACCACUGGGAAAAAUAUUCAUUAUCCAACCAGAUGAGAUGACAUCGCCUCCGCAUCCUUUACUCCCUUCAGAAAGUGCCUUCUAUGAGCUUGAUAGUACUAUAUGUGGAUACUCUCCAAGAGUUCUCAGUUCCUUUCUCAAUCAACCACACCCUAUUGAAACACUAAGUGAUCCAACAGCAUAUGGAGCAGAAGGCACAAUUCUAAGAGACCAUGACUCAAGCAACUACCUUAAAGCUGUCAAUGGAAUCCUAAGACAACAUUCAAAGACGCUUGUUCGCAGAGUAAAAAAGCAAAGGAUUGAUGAACUGUGGCCAUUGCUCACCUCACCAUCACCACACUCAUGGAGCCAUGAACAGAACAUGGAGAGAUGCAUCUUGAUGACAAAUGAGAUAACAACAGGGGUCUAAAAGGCCUCCCUUUUUAGGUUCCUAUAGAACAUCUAGAUAAAAUUAAAUUAUGAAAUUAACUAGGACAGUGGAUUAUUUUUAUUUUAUGUACAUUUCUAAACAUAUAGAAUUCUAAGUGUUUGUACCCAUCAUGAUCACUCCAUAUUUGACUAACAUUGUACAAUAUAUAAGAUGUCAAUAAUUCCAAUA